Molecule: messenger RNA, 1971 nt
Organism: Gaeumannomyces tritici R3-111a-1
Lineage: Eukaryota; Fungi; Ascomycota; Sordariomycetes; Magnaporthales; Magnaporthaceae
Product: potassium-activated aldehyde dehydrogenase
Exons: 3
Coding region: 227-1633 (468 amino acids)
Molecular function (GO): aldehyde dehydrogenase (NAD+) activity
Source: RefSeq, a predicted model, not a curated record
CACAUUCGAAGAGCUAGUGGCGAGCCGUGACACCCCUUGCAUUGCUCUUAUGUGCCUCGGCGUUUAAAACACAAAGUAUAUCAGCUCCCCCAGCCAUGCAACACCAGUCUUGGCUUGGUUUAUAGACAUAAUCCUCACUGAGCACACAUCUUGCAACCAGCCGGCCCCCCACUCGCUUUGUCUUAUUCCCAAACCCUAUCCUCGUCGGCAGCCACAAGUUUGAAACAUGGGUUCCAUCGAGACUCUCACCACCAUCUCCCCCACCACGGGCGAGGGCAUUCUCACCCGCCCAGGCGUCUCCCCCACGGAGCUAGAGGAGCUCCCCAAAGCCGCCACCAGAGCUUUCGAGUCAUGGAGGAAGACAUCGCUUGCGGACCGUCAAAGCAUUGUGCGCAAGGCGCUCGACGGGCUGCUUACGAAACAGGAUGAGCUUGCCAACGAGCUGACGGUCCAGAUGGGCCGGCCCAUCGCAUACACAGCCAAGGAGGUCGCGACAGCUGUCAAGAGAGCAGAGUACCUGCUCAAGAUAAGCGACGAGACGCUCAAGGACACGGACGGCGAGGCCGAGAAGGGGUUCAAGCGUUUCAUCAGAAAAAUUCCAGUCGGGCCUACGCUGAUUAUUUUUGCAUGGAAUUACCCAUACCUCAUUCUGGUCAAUGCCCUGAUCCCGGCGCUGCUGGCCGGCAACAGCGUCAUCCUGAAGCCAUCGCCGCAAACGCCGACCAUUGUCGAGCAUGUUGCCAAGCUCUUUGCCGAGGCUGGGCUGCCCUCAGGCGUCAUCCAGUACUUCCACUGCGGAUCCCCUACUCUGAUGGAGAGCAUCGUCCGCAACCCCCUGAUCAAGCUGGUCUGCUUCACAGGCUCGGUGGCUGGUGGCCUCGCGGUGCAGAAGGCUGCGGCGGACCGUCUCGUCGGCGUCGGCCUGGAGCUCGGCGGAAAGGACCCGGCGUACGUGCGGGGCGAUGUGGACAUCGCCUGGGCGGCCGAGGAGAUCGUGGACGGCGCGGUCUUCAACUCGGGCCAGAGUUGCUGCUCCAUCGAGCGCGUGUACGUCGCCGAGGAGAUACACGACCGCUUCGUCGAGGCGGUGCAGAAGGUGCUCGAGGGCUACCGGCUCGGGGACCCGCUGGACAAGGCGACGCACCUCGGGCCCGUCGUCUCGGCGCGGUCCAAGGAGGCCAUCGCCGCACACGUCAAGGACGCGCUCGACAAGGGCGCCAAGGACGCGACGCCGGCCAACGCGACCUUUGACACGCUUCCGGCCAAGGGCAACUUUGUCAAGCCGACGCUUCUGGUCAACGUCAACCACACGAUGGACGUCAUGAAGGAUGAGACAUUCGGUCCCGUCAUCCCUGUUAUGAAGGUCAAGAGCGACGAGGAGGCGGUCGGGCUCAUGAAUGACAGCGAGUUCGGUCUAACCGCGAGCAUCUGGACCAAGGACACGGACAAGGCGUACGAGCUGGUCGAUCAGGUCGAGGCAGGCACCGUUUUCGUGAACCGAUGCGACUACCCCAGCCCCGAUCUCGCCUGGACCGGAUGGAAGAACUCUGGCAAGGGACAGACGCUGAGCAAAUUUGGGUUUGACCAGUUCGUAAAGCUGAAGAGCUACCACCUCAAGGAUUACCCAAAAUAACUAGACAUGGGCAGAGCCCUGAUUUCAGGGCGAGGCGAAGAAAUGCAAACAAAUGCAAAUGUUUUCUGUCAUUGGAGCGCACGCCAGAUAUUCGGACGCAAGGGAGACAGUUUAUCAGGCCAUCUUUUAGGGACCCGAGCCAGCCCGCCUGCAGGACGAAAGACGCCACUCGCGGCGGCCGGCACCAAGCUCCCUUCCCUCUGCGGGCCAGAUGAGCGUCUGCGCUAUUGGCGACCAUUCAUUUCAAAUCCCGUGAUCCCUUUUUACACCGCAUUCCACCGCGUGGCCGAUGAAACCAAUUCGAAGGUUGCCCCCGAAGGGCCACACCAAAAUGCACC